Messenger RNA from Plodia interpunctella (Indianmeal moth), 3248 nucleotides. RefSeq lists its product as uncharacterized. The record is from RefSeq and is a predicted model, not a curated record. The transcript has 5 exons. Lineage: Eukaryota; Metazoa; Arthropoda; Insecta; Lepidoptera; Pyralidae. The coding region runs from base 1225 to 3129 and encodes 634 amino acids.
GACACAUAGUCACAUAUCUAAAACAAGAUUGUAUUAUCAUAUCACCGACGAAUCUACAGAAUUUUGAGGUUUAUUUUUAUACACUGAACCUGGGCUUCUAGGCAUCACAGUCUCGAAUGCAAUCGAAGAUGAGAGAGAGAAGUGAUAAAAGUUUUUAGGCACGCGAAACCAAACCUAGACUGUCAAGGUCUUGAAUUAGGUCGGAUACAACAGAGAUGCGGAAGUGGGUUAUCAUCAUUGUAUUCAAACUUGUCAUCUGGCAUCUGGAUUCAUUGGUCGCAUAGAUAAACGAGUAUGAUAUUAUUUUAUUAUGCCCAGCAUAGAUCGUAAAAAAAAAUAUGGCCAGAGUUGAGAGCAGUAAUUUUAUUUAGAAAUUUAAAAUGGUAUAUAAAUUUAAAAAAAACGUCGUUAACCAAAAAAGAAAGGAAGCAUUUUAGAUGUGGUGUUGGCGGAGAAUGGAGAGAAUCAGCUGGAAAUAAAGAAUCAGCAACGAAGAGGUUCUUAACCGAAUUGGAGAAAAAAGAAACAUCUUGAAACAUAUUGAGAAUAGAAGAGGGAAAAUGUUAGAACACUUGAUACGACACUGUGCCUUCUUCAGAAGUAUUAUAGAAGGAAAGGUGGAAGGAAGAAGACACAAACCACCAAACAAAUUAAAGAAAAAGUGGGCGUCGUGUAGUAUCAAGAAGUGAUGAAGUUGGCUUUGGAGAGAUAACAAUGGAAGGAAUGGAAUUCCUUGUGACAAGAGCCUCGCUCUUAAACUACGUGAUGAUGAUGAUAAUGUAGACGUGUUUUUUUUUUAUUUUCAUAGCAUUAUAUUCAUAGAAUGAUAUAUAACACACGAAUAAAUACACACACACACACCAAUCCUAAAACAUAACACUUAUUUUUAGCAGUCGUAUAAUAAAUAAGUUGAAAUUUGCUGAGUCAGCGUAAAAAAAUAAAAGAAAGAAUUGAAGCGACCGAUCCAUUGAAAAACUCAAUACGAAUCUUUUUUAUCAUUUUAGUACACAAUCCAAUCACAACCUUAUUCAGUACCAAUUUUAGUCAAGAUCGAAAUCAGACCCACAUAAAUAUUGACAAAUCUUAUUGCCGCCACUCGCUAAUGAAAACAAAACAGUAUUGCCACAAACUGCACGGACGGACACGCCUGAAAUAGCACGAAAAUAGGAAACUGCUAAAUAAUACUGUGGAUAAACACACCACAAGAUCGAAACGAAUAAUACAAUGAAAAAUAUUAUGAAAAUGAUAACGAUUUCGCGAUCGAAAAGUGUUACGUCGGCAGUGUUAGCACUGUGGCUUGUUUUGCCGUUAUUUUAUUACAAUAUUCUAAAUAUUUUACCCAGAUACAAAUUCAGUAUCCUGGAAAGGAAAGGAACCCCCAAAUUUAUGAAGCAAUUCAAAGAUGAUUUUAAUGAAUCUGGAGAAUUUUUGCUAAACACACCAGGAUGUUUAAUCCCCAACUAUGGGCGGACUAUUAUUUUCAAACCAGCCAAGAUCUACAAAAAAAAUUGCGCUCAAAGAGGCGUAUUUAUUAACACGGUAUCUGACGAUGAAAUCCAAUUUGUAAUUAAUAAUGAUGUACUUAAUAAGUACAGAAAGAAUAAAAACGAUAUCAACUGUUGCUAUGAAUUUGUGAGUAGACCAAAUUCCAAGAUUCCGGGAGUUAACGACACGCAAGUAGAAUACUCCAAAUGUGUACCAUUUAAGAACGGAGCUAUAACAAAGCUAGUGAAUGAAGUAAUCAAUGUGAAGUGUGUUUCGGGAAACAGUACUAAUGCAUUUUACAAAGAUGGCUACAUCGUAUUGAAGAAAGUCCAGAGGAAGGAAACCAAAGAGCCUCAGGACAAGUGGAACGUUCUCAUACUGGGGAUGGACACGAUGUCGCGGGCAAGAGCGCGAUUCAGUUUGCCGCGAACAAUGGAAUACUUAAAGAAUAGUGGUUGGCUGGAUUUUAAAGGUUAUCAAAAGGUAGGCGAAAAUACAUAUCCCAAUAUAAUGGCUAUAUUAUCAGGUAACGCCAAGCUAUAUUGUGGAAGCAGCAUGGAUAAAUGUAAUGAUCGCCUUAUUUGGAACAAAUUCAGAAGCGCAGGUUAUGUCACCGCAUACGCUGAAGAUUAUUUAAACCUUCCUGACACUUUCCGAAACUAUGGGGGCUUUGAAGUCCCUCCCACUGACCACUACAUGAGGCCCUUCUUUCUCCUCGGAGAAUAUACCACCGGCAAUAAAGUGUGCACACAAAAGAUGUCCUCUGCCAUUCACAUACUCAACUAUGCAUUACAGCUGACUCUGGCAUACGAUAAAAGUAACUUUUUUGGAUUAUUUUGGAUGAAUUCAUAUAGCCACAACCAAAUUAACAAUCCUACACUUAUCGACAGUCAAAUAUCUGAAUUCUUGAAAGUUACAAACAAAAAGAAUACUUUUAUAUUUUUUAUCAGUGACCACGGUAUCCGAUUUGGAGAAUCGAGAUAUAGCGUUGAAUCUUUCUACGAGGAAAGGCUCCCUAUGUUCUAUAUGUGGGUUCCUCUAGAGUUUAGAGAGCGAUAUCCUGAUGAGUUUUACAAUAUGCAAGUGAAUCAAAAUCGAUUAGUGACUACUUACGACCUUCAUGAAACUCUGUGGGAAAUAUUAAAAAUAUCUGACGAUACAGUUGCUAUAAACAAAUCGACAGUGUGUCCGCAAUGUACCAGUAUAUUUGAAGAAAAGUCAAUAAAUAGGACAUGCAUGGACGCUGUUAUAGCUGAAAAGUGGUGCAGUUGUCAUAAUUUAGUCCCAAUUAAUAAAGAAAGUAAAACGGCUCAUAAAAUCAUAGAAGCAGCUUUAGACGGUGUACAAAAUGUCUCCAAUUCAGUUAAGACUAGAAAAUGCAGCGCAUGUGCGAAGUUAGAAGUGAAAAAUGUUUUGAGAGUUCAUGAGUACUACAACGGUGAUACGAAUAAAACUCAUUAUGUUGUGGCGUUUCUGUUGACUCCGGGAGAGAUGGGCUAUGAAGUUAUAGUGGACAAUGAGACAUCGGGUUAUAGGGUAACCAGCCCUCUGUCGACCAUCACCUCGUAUAACAAGAAGGGCGACUGUGUGCUCAACCAUGCACAUCGAGGACUCUGCGUUUGUGUCAAUACUCAUUGUAGAUAAAGGAAAGUUGUUUGUGUAUAUCUUGGUGAUUUUGAAAGUUUAAAUUUGUGAUAUUAGCCUAUAAGUUAUAAAUAUAAUUUAUAAUCUAUGUAAUUAUAUUAUAUAGGACCUGAAUUAUC